AUGGAUCUAAUGGAGGAGGGAAACGUGAGCUGUGGAGUUAAAAACUGUAGCACGCCAGGCUUCCAGGAAAACUGCUCCAACCAAGACUGUCAGGAGGAGGAAACAAGAUUUGGAUCGAUUGAGUUAGUGUGUCUGACUGUGAUUUUGGUUUCACUGAUAAUCUUCGGCCUUCUUGGAAACACACUGACCCUUCUGGUGGUUUGGCUUCGCCCACACAUGAGAAGCUGCACCUACCUCUACCUGAGCAGCAUGGCUGUUAGUGAUCUGCUGAAUCUUCUGCUGCUGCCUCUGGAUAUAUAUAAGCUCUGGACAGACUUGAAGUUGGGAGACUUCGCCUGUAAGCUGACCGUGUUCCUCUCAGAGUGCUGCACCUACUGCACCAUCCUCCACAUCACCUUUCUCUCCUUGGAGAGGUACCUGGUUGUCUGCUGGCCAAUCACCUCCAAGACGCUGGUGACACAUCGCAGAACUAGGGCUCUGAUUGGCUGCCUCUGGCUGGGAGCGGCUGUCAGUGCAGCACCAUUUUUGGUCAUGAUGGAAGUGGAUCAUAAGGGAAAAGAGGAUGAAAUCGAAGUGUGCAGAUUAUCAAAAUCCUCAUUCUCCUCUGGCCUCAUGUUGGCCAUAUUAAUUCUCUACAACCUGUACUUCCUGGUACCCCUGUGCAUCCUGGGACUAGUCUACAUCCUGAUUGGACGGACUCUGAGGCUCCGACCACAAAGCAGCCGUAAAGACAAGAGUCACCAACACGCAGUCAAGAUGCUGGGAGUGAUCUUCUUGGCCUUCGUCCUGUGCUGGCUGCCCUACAUCGUCGGCCUGACCAUGACCUAUGUUUCUGAGAGCACUGGUGCUGAAAGUCCGGGAACUAACACAGACACAAACACACACUCGGACAUGAACACUCCUCCUGAAAGCACAGGCAACAUGGCCUCUGUUACCGAACCUGUUAGCCUCUCAGACUGGGACCUGAAGACACAAGCUCACACAGACAGAGAUGAUGCACUCUGUGAAAACACAAACAACGAGAUCGACACACUCAGUGAUGCAGACGCACACUUGGUGGACACACAACCUGAAACGCUCAAUGACCCGGGCGCAGGUGACUCAGACAACCUGCACCCGUGGAUGUCCAACAGGACUGAACACAGAGAGUAA
This is a messenger RNA of Hippoglossus stenolepis (Pacific halibut), 1152 nucleotides long. Its product is annotated as growth hormone secretagogue receptor type 1-like. NCBI's taxonomy places the organism in Eukaryota, Metazoa, Chordata, Actinopteri, Pleuronectiformes, Pleuronectidae. The coding region runs from base 1 to 1152 and encodes 383 amino acids. Gene Ontology annotation, molecular function: growth hormone secretagogue receptor activity. The transcript is spliced from 5 exons. Gene Ontology annotation, cellular component: plasma membrane. Gene Ontology annotation, biological process: G protein-coupled receptor signaling pathway; hormone-mediated signaling pathway. The record is from RefSeq and is a predicted model, not a curated record.